Anopheles arabiensis is the source of this 1074-nucleotide messenger RNA. Its product is annotated as protein ABHD11-like. The transcript has 4 exons. The record is from RefSeq and is a predicted model, not a curated record. Lineage: Eukaryota; Metazoa; Arthropoda; Insecta; Diptera; Culicidae. The coding region runs from base 77 to 997 and encodes 306 amino acids. Gene Ontology annotation, cellular component: mitochondrion.
AACUGUCAGUUGUUUCAAAACAAACAACAAAGCAACAGCUCUUGGGGCCCUUUUUCUCCUUGUUAGUUCGUCAGCAAUGUUUCCCAGCAAUGCCGUGCGUAGGGCCAUCAAAAGUUCAUUCCGUUCAUUUCAUCUAAGUGCCACGUGCUAUUCAAAACCAGCGCCGGUUGCGCUUUCCUUCACGCGGUACGAAAACAACGCAUCGGACAGCAAUGCUCCGCCGGUUUUGGUGCUUCACGGGCUGUUCGGGUCAAAGUCGAACUGGAACAGUUUGGGCAAGGCGUUUCACAAAAAUACAAAACCCGUUCGUAAGAUCUACGCCAUCGAUGCCCGCAAUCACGGCGACAGUCCACACACGGACGAACACUCCUACGACCAUAUGGUGGAGGAUUUGGUGCAGCUCUACAAAACUUUGGGCAUCGAUAAGGCCUCCAUCAUUGGGCACAGCAUGGGCGGUCGGGCUAUGAUGCUGUUGGCACUGAAAUAUCCUGAGCUGGUAGAGAAAGCCAUCAUUGUCGACAUUUCACCCUCGACCGGGCUUGGCACGAGCAACACAAACAUCCCACUGUUCCUGCAGUCGAUGAAAAUGAUUCAAAUUUCACCCACGGCAACCAUUCACCAAGCGCGCAAGCUUGCGGACGAGCAGCUGGCCCGGAUCAUCGCGGAAAAGUCACUGCGGGACUUCCUGAUCACGAAUCUGGUCAAGGCGGAAAAGGAAGGCGGCCAGUUUCGGUGGCGCAUCAAUCUGGAAGCGUUGGAGCGCAAUUUCAACACCGGGGUGGCCCAGUUUCCUCAACUGACUGGGCGGAAGUUCGAGGGACCGACGUUGUUUAUUGCCGGUGGACGAUCGGAUUAUGUAAAGUCGGAAGACGUUCCGCUGAUAAAGACGCUGUUCCCCAAUUCGGAAAUUACGUACGUAAAGGAUGCUGGCCACUGGGUGCACAGCGAAAAGUCGACCGAGUUCUCCAAGCUGGUGCUGAAUUUUCUCAACGAGUAGUGACGCUUAAGUGACUAGGCAAUUGUACAAUAUCGAAUUUAUCUAGUUUUGAUGUAGAAUAAAUUUGUUAUCAUUGA